AUGGCCCUGGUCGUUUUUUACUCUAUAACAUGCAACCGUCUGUGGCUGUCUCAUUCACUACCGAGUAAGGCAAUAACAUAUACGGACAAUCCCCUGCUUUUCGACCUUCCAAGCAAUAUAACCACCACUGUGGUCAUCGAUCCUACGCAAGAUAUGGAAAGUGCCAGAAUUUCACACCUCACCUUUGCUGGCAUUUCCAGCACUGUGGUUGGCAUCGUUGUUCAACAGACCUUGGCGAACCCCCACACUGGUUCAUACCACGAACACGCGCGGGCUGGGGUAGACUCCCUUCAAAAAUGGUACAACCAGACUACAGGACUAUGGAACACUGCGAGCUGGUGGGUAAGCGCAAACUGCCUGACCGUGCUUGGUGACAUGACAGAGCUCGACCCAUCCAUGCUGAAUUCCAGCAAGGCGAUCUUUCAUAACACACUGAGCCAUGCACCGUCCUUCAAGUCGGAUCAUAAUUUACGCACCGCGAUAUCGACAGUGCGGGCCCAGGAUCUUAUGCACAGCGCCAACGAAGGAGCUUCCGAUAACUUUAUCAACGGCUUCUACGAUGAUGAAGGAUGGUGGGCGCUGGGUUUCAUCCAGGCCUAUGAUGUGACGCACGACGCGCGGUAUAUCACUGCGGCCGCCGAUAUCUUCGACGACAUGACGACAGGAUGGAACGCUACUUGCGGUGGUAUCUGGUGGGAUAAAGCUCACACGCAGAAUGCCGCCAUUGCGAAUGAGAUAUUCCUCAGUGUUGCCGCACACCUGGCACGACGCCUACCAGAACAAAAAAGCCAUUAUAAGGACUGGGCGCUGAAAGAGUGGAAAUGGUUCAAAUCGAGCGGUCUCAUCAACAGCCAGAAUACCAUCAAUGAUGGACUGGACCUGAAGACCUGCAAAAACAACAAGAAGACAGUGUGGUCAUACAACCAAGGCGUCAUUCUCGGGGGACUGGUCGAACUCUUCAAGAUAUCUGGCGAUAAAUCGUUAUUAUCGACGGCGCAUCGGAUUGCCUCUGCUGCUAUCAAGGCACUCAGCGAUGAAACCGGCAUCCUUCGCGAAUCCUGUGAUCCGAACUGCACAGGAGACGCAACUCACUUCAAGGGCACUUUUAUGAGAAACCUACAGCGUCUAGAACAGGAAUCCGCCAGUCAUGAGAUCCGAAGGUUCUUAAAAAGAAAUGCAGACAGCAUCUGGGCAAAUGACAGGGGAUCUGGUUACACAUUCGGGUCGGCGUUUGCUGGUCCAUACUCUCCAGCGAAUGCAUCAACCCAGAGCGCGGCAUGUGAUGCUUUAGUAGCGGCUGCUGCGAACCCUGUCAGACUUCAUACCCCGUUCUCAUUCCAGGCUCUGCUUGAUGGUAUCCGCUGCCGUCUCCGUAACAGCAAGCACACGUAUAUUCGCGGUGCUACAUACCUUGAGCUCUGGGUUGAUAACACGUCCAGCUUCGCGUGGCAUCAUAACAACAGUUCCCGAUAG
This is a messenger RNA of Aspergillus terreus NIH2624, 1473 nucleotides long. Its product is annotated as putative glycosyl hydrolase. The transcript is spliced from 5 exons. The record is from RefSeq and is a predicted model, not a curated record. Gene Ontology annotation, biological process: carbohydrate metabolic process. Lineage: Eukaryota; Fungi; Ascomycota; Eurotiomycetes; Eurotiales; Aspergillaceae. The coding region runs from base 1 to 1473 and encodes 490 amino acids.